Suillus fuscotomentosus is the source of this 285-nucleotide messenger RNA. Its product is annotated as glutamate-cysteine ligase catalytic subunit. Gene Ontology annotation, biological process: glutathione biosynthetic process. Gene Ontology annotation, molecular function: glutamate-cysteine ligase activity. The record is from RefSeq and is a predicted model, not a curated record. The transcript is spliced from 2 exons. The coding region runs from base 1 to 285 and encodes 94 amino acids. NCBI's taxonomy places the organism in Eukaryota, Fungi, Basidiomycota, Agaricomycetes, Boletales, Suillaceae.
AUGGCGCGAACAUUCUCAACGUCUUGGCAGAAUAUUCAAUCCACAAACUGGCAGACUCUUAAAUUCAAACCGCCCCCACCAAACUCUCCCAUCGGGUGGCGUGUAGAGUUCCGUAGCAUGGAGGUGCAAAUGACAGACUUUGAGAACGCUGCAUUUGCUGUCUUCAUUGUCCUCCUUUCGCGCGCCAUCCUAGCAUUCAACCUUAAUUUCUAUAUUCCUAUUUCCAAGGUUGAUCAGAACACCAUUCCAAUACUUUCUGUUUCAUCUAUUAACAGUGGCAGAUAA